Molecule: messenger RNA, 1853 nt
Organism: Vicugna pacos (alpaca)
Lineage: Eukaryota; Metazoa; Chordata; Mammalia; Artiodactyla; Camelidae
Product: melanoma-associated antigen B16-like
Biological process (GO): negative regulation of transcription by RNA polymerase II
Cellular component (GO): nucleus
Source: RefSeq, a predicted model, not a curated record
AGUGAGGCCUGUUCUGAGGACUACCGCCUUAGGUGAGCAGAGGGAGGAGUCCCAGAUCCUGCCAGGAGUGAAGGAAUCUCAGGGAGGUGAAAGCCUUGGUGUGAGGGUUGCAGCCUCCAGUCAACAGGGGUUUUGGCCUCUACUAGAGUCAAGAGAGGUGAGGCCUGCUCUGAGAAGUGCUGUCUCCAGUGAGCAGAGUGAGGAGUCCCAGACUCUGCCAGGAGUCAAGGUUGUGGUCCUCUAUUAUCCAACCUCCUGCCCACAUUCCUCCGUGCUACCACUGACCAGAGUGAGCAUGUCUCAGGAUCAGAAGAUUCCACAUAGCACACAGGAACAACAUCACACCCACUGUGAGCCCCAGGGCCUGGAGGCUGCACAGGUCUCCAAGGCUUUGGAGGAGACCUCUCCCUCCUCCUCCCAUCCUCUAAUGCCUGGAAACCUGGAUGAGGCUUUGGCUGCUGGGGCACCCAGUACUUCCCAAAGUCCUCAGGGUGCCUCUUCAUCUGACACUGUCACCGGAGCCAUCUCAUCAAGUAAAUCAGAUGAGUGCUCCAGCAGCCAAGAAAAGGAGGCGAGUUCUGCUUCAAAGCCCCUGUCUGACACUGAGAACUUGCCCGUAGAUCCUCUAGAUGAGAAGAUGAUUUUAUUGGUGCAGUUCCUGCUGCAAAAGUAUCAAAUGAGAGAGCCAAUCACAAAGGCAGAUAUGAUUGGUGAUGUUAUCAAAGAGUGUAAGAAUGAUUUCCUUGAGAUCCUUAGGAGAGCCUCUGAGCACAUGGAGCUGGUCUUUGGUGUUGAUAUAAAGGAAGUGGAUCCUAGCAGCCACAGCUAUGCCCUCGUCAACAUACUAGACCUCACCUAUGAUGCGAGGCUCAGUGGUUACGAGGGCAUGCCUAGGACCAGCAUCCUGGUAACGGUCCUGGGCGUGAUUUUCAUGAAGGGCAAUCGCGCCACUGAGGAGGAAGUCUGGGAAGUGCUGAAUAUGAUGGGCUUAUAUUCUGGGAGGAAGCAUUUCAUUUUUGGGGAUCCCAGGGAAUUCAUUACCAAAGAUUUAGUGCAAGAAAGGUACCUGGAGUACGAGCGGGUGCCCGACAGUGAUCCUCCGUGCUAUGAAUUCCUGUGGGGUCCAAGAGCUCAUGCUGAAGUCAGCAAGAUGAAAUUGCUGGAGUUCUUGACCAAGAUUCAUGAGUCUGACCCUAUUUGCUUCCCAUCCCAUUAUGAGGAAGCUAUGAGAAAUGAAGCAGAAAGAGCCCAAGCUGCAGUUACAACCAGGGCUGGCACAGCUGCCGAGGCCAGGGCGCACUCCAGUGCCAGACCCACGAGCUCUUCCCACCCCUAGUGAGGUCUGAAUCAUACUCUUCAGUUUGUCAUUGAAGAGAAGUCAGCUUUCUAAGUAAUGGAGGGCUGGGGUGAAGCUGUAGGGAAAACAGUGUGCAGCAUCUUUCCUAUAUGGUUAACACAGAGGUUUCUCUUUUGGGGCAGUUAGUUUUUAAAUGUUCCUUUUAAUGUGACAUUUCAUUAGCUUCAUAAUCUUAAGUUUCUGGAUGAUACUGGUCAUACAUUUAUUGUUAUUUAUGGAAUUAAAGAAUACAAGUUCUGUUUGUUUAUGAAACAAAUUGUAAAACUGACCAUCCGCUUGUGUGAUCUGGAAAAGAUAACAUGAGAUUCAAAUAGGCAUUUCUUUGGAGCUGUCGAAGAACUCAGCAGUAAAAUAGUUGGGAUCAAGGAAAAAAACCCUAAAAGAUGGUCAAUUCUUGGCUUCCCUUAUCCUCUUUAAUCUGCCGUUUUGUAAAAUUAGAUGACCUGUAUACAUUUGCUUAGCUUAUUGACGAAUGUAAGAGAAAUAAAUCUGAAUA